GUUUUUCCUGGCAACAUGGCGGAGCGCCCGGGGAAGCGUCCCUGUGGCCCGGGUGAACACGGCCAAAGGGUUGAAUGGCGAAAAUGGAAGCAGCAGAAGAAAGAGGAGAAAAAAAAGUGGAAGGACCUCAAGAUAAUGAAAAAACUGGAGCGGCAGCGUGCCCAAGAGGAACAGGCUAAGCGCCAAGAGGAGGAGGAAGAGGCGGCUGCCCAGAGGAGCAACCAAGGACGGCCUUACACUCUGAGUGUGGCCCUGCCAGGCUCCAUCCUGGACAACGCCCAGUCACCUGAACUCCGCACCUACCUGGCUGGCCAGAUCGCCAGAGCCUGCGCCAUCUUCUGUGUGGAUGAGAUUGUGGUGUUCGAUGAGGAGGGCCAGGAUACCAAGAGUGUGGAGGGAGAAUUCAGGGGUGUCGGCAAGAAGGGGCAGGCAUGCGUCCAGCUGGCCCGCAUCCUGCAGUACCUGGAGUGUCCACAGUAUCUGAGGAAGGCGUUCUUCCCCAAGCACCAGGAUCUGCAGUUUGCAGGAAUCCUCAACCCUUUGGACAGCCCUCACCACAUGCGUCAGGAUGAAGAAUCUGAGUUCAGAGAAGGCGUUGUGGUGGACCGGCCCACCAAGGCUGGCCACGGCUCUUUGGUCAACUGUGGAAUGAAGAAGGAAGUGAAGAUUGAUAAGAAACUGGACCCUGGCCUUCGGGUGACCGUGCGACUGAACCAGCAGCAGCUCCCAGGUAUUGGGGCUACCUUGACCCUGACAGCUGCCCCUUAGAGCCGCCUCCUCCCUCCCGGCCUCCUUGGUUUUCACAGCCUGUCCUAUUCUCCAGAGUGCAAGACGUACAAAGGAACAGUCGUGUCGUCACAGGACCCCCGCACCAAAGCCGGUCUCUACUGGGGCUACACUGUCCGGCUGGCCUCCUGCCUCAGCGCUGUGUUUGCCGAGGCUCCCUUCCAGGAUGGGUAUGACCUGACCAUUGGGACAUCAGAACGUGGCUCCAGCGUGGCCUCUGCCCAGCUGCCCAACUUCAGGCAUGCUCUUGUGGUGUUCGGAGGCCUCCAAGGGCUAGAAGCUGGAGUGGAUGCUGACCCGAACCUUGAAGUGGCUGACCCCAGUGUCCUCUUCGACUUUUAUGUCAACACAUGCCCUAGCCAGGGCAGUCGUACCAUCCGCACCGAGGAGGCCAUACUCAUCUCACUGGCCGCUCUGCAGCCUGGCCUCACCCAGGGAGGGGCGCGACCCACCUGACACCCUCUGGAUCCAGGAUGUAGAGGAAGCAGCAAGACAUGGAGGAUCACAGGGAGUAGAGAUGGUCAAGACUUCUCUCCAAGAAUAACUGCCUUUAAUGCGAGCCGUCUCCCAGAGUCUUGAGUGAGUCCUGCUCCAUCACUUGCUACCAGCAGUGAUGGCCUUGAGGUUUCCAGCUCGAGCCAGAAUAUUGGGCACGAAGAGCAAUCCCGAGGCCCGCUCGAUGCUCUCGAUGGGCACUAGGAAGCGCUCCAAAGGGAGAGUCUCAUCCACGGGGGCAUUGGGCAUCACAUAGGAACGCAGCUCGAUUUGCCCACUGGCUGCCUCCAGGAUCAACACCUUGAAGAAGUGUGUGGGCACUGCCACGUGGUUCUUCCCAAUAACCUGGUACUUCACGUAGGACUUCCCAUCAGCCUCGGUCCUGUGGAUAGACCCAGGCACAGGUGGCCAAGAGGCCUGGUUAGAUUCCAGGUCACCUCUUCCAGGAAGCCUCCUCUGACCUAACUUCCAACAAGAAGUUUGUUUGUGCCUGA
Molecule: messenger RNA, 1775 nt
Organism: Rattus rattus (black rat)
Lineage: Eukaryota; Metazoa; Chordata; Mammalia; Rodentia; Muridae
Product: putative methyltransferase C9orf114 homolog
Exons: 11
Coding region: 16-768 (250 amino acids)
Biological process (GO): maintenance of centrosome location; miRNA processing
Cellular component (GO): mitotic spindle; kinetochore; spindle pole centrosome
Molecular function (GO): miRNA binding
Source: RefSeq, a predicted model, not a curated record